Yamadazyma jaroonii is the source of this 867-nucleotide messenger RNA. The record is from the annotation of a GenBank genome assembly. NCBI's taxonomy places the organism in Eukaryota, Fungi, Ascomycota, Pichiomycetes, Serinales, Debaryomycetaceae.
AUGACUUGUGAUUUGAAUUUAUUAUGGCCUAAAUCAAAUUACGAUGCUUUAACGCCUUCGGAGAUUACUAAUAUCAAAAACUUAAUAAUAACUUCAUAUAAUUUGGGGUAUUAUAAUGUUGUAAUCAAUUUUGAAGUUUCUGAAUCUUUAAAGUUACCUAUCAAUGAACCAUCAAAACUUAAUCCUAUAAAAAUCAAAGAAAUCAUAGAUAUUUCCAAAUUUCCUGAUUUGAAAGUGUUCACAAGAUUAACUGUGAUUGUUAAUGAUUCAUCCAAAUUAAUCAAUUUGAACAAAUAUCAAAAUUAUUUUGAUCUUAUUGCCAUAAAGCCUCAAACUGAAAAAUCUUUACAGAAUUCUAUCAUUAAUUUAAAUAUUGAUUUAAUUUCCAUCCCUUUGGAUACGAAGUUAAACUUCUAUAUCAAACAUAAGAUCGUAGGUAAAGCCUUGGAAAAGGGCAUCAAAUUCGAAAUCUGUUAUGGUCCUUUGAUUUCCAGUACCUCAACAUUAACUAGAAAAUUAAUGAUAUCAAAUAUCGUACAAUUAAUAAGAGCCACAAGAUCGAACGGUUUGAUAAUUUCUAGUGGUUCAAAAAAUCCUAUAAAUCUUCGAUCAUUCCAUAAUAUUAUGAAUUUCUUCCAAACUUUAGGUAUAAAGUUAAACCAUAUAAAUAAAUUUGAUGAUAAUGCUGAGAAAGCUUUGAUUAAUGGGAGAUUGAGAAUCAAUUCUUAUAAACAGACAGUAAUGAUAGAUGAUAACGUCAAUUUGUAUGAUAACUCCAAAGACGAAGAGAAUAACGUAAUGGCCAACAAUUAUAAGAAGAGAUUAAAUGAUGAAGAUAUAGGACAAAGGAAAAAAUUGCAUUCGUGA